This is a messenger RNA of Monosiga brevicollis MX1, 936 nucleotides long. Its product is annotated as de-etiolated 1. The transcript has 9 exons. Gene Ontology annotation, molecular function: ubiquitin protein ligase binding; ubiquitin-like ligase-substrate adaptor activity. The coding region runs from base 1 to 936 and encodes 311 amino acids. Gene Ontology annotation, biological process: protein ubiquitination; positive regulation of proteasomal ubiquitin-dependent protein catabolic process. Gene Ontology annotation, cellular component: nucleus; cullin-RING ubiquitin ligase complex. NCBI's taxonomy places the organism in Eukaryota, Choanoflagellata, Craspedida, Salpingoecidae. The record is from RefSeq and is a predicted model, not a curated record.
AUGGCUCUUGAGGAGUUUUUCCCCGAACACGGUCGCAUCGUCGUCUCGAGCGCCCAACGCACGCUGGUGCCCACCUUUGCCGUUUUUCCCAAAGAUCCCAACAUUGCCAUUCUUGCGGUAGUCCAGCUGAUGCUUCGUCACGAUCACAUUGCCUUGCACCGCAACAGUGGUGUCAGCAUGCAUGAUGAUUACUGUUACUUUGCUGCCGACUUUCCCGAACCCACCGGCCACCCGCUGCAUUUUGACGCCCACGAGGGUUUGACCGUACCGGGACAGGAACAUACCUUUGCCUCACUCAAGCAGUCAAUUCUCAGCGCACUCUGGCGAGACACCUACACCGCCAAGGAUCCACUCGAGGCUCAACGCCAAUUUCACUUUUACUGGAAGGAAUAUGCCCAACUUGUCGUUUGGCAUCUGCAACUGAUUGACGCUCGCAAACUCCACGAGGACGGCCUUCUGAUGUUUUACGCGUUUUAUCGCAUCAGCACUGGCCAGGUGGAGGUCAUUUCUACCAACGAGAGUCCUUGGCUGUGGAAGCUGUAUCAGGAAACGGCCAUGAACUUUCGCUACCACAUUAGUCGCCAUCCGCUCGGGGCGCCACGGAGCCAUGCUGAAAGCCCGUACGCGCGAGCUCAGUUGCAGGAGCUGGCCCAGAGUGCCGCGGCCCUGCACCGCAGCGCGGGCAAGGCUUAUGCCAUGCGUCGACUCCUAGCCUGGCUGCUACCUGUUUCGGCACAACAUCGAAAUGUCUCGCCGUACUGCGAUAUCGACUUGUUCAGCUUUGAUCAGCGCGUGCUGCGACAGCAGAGAGUUACGCCAGGGAGCCAACUCAAAGUGUGUAUGCGCCCUUCUUCGUGGGAUGAAGACAACGCCUUGCUGACCGCCAAUCUUGUCGUUGAACACUCGCCCGCAAUCAAUGUGAACGUGGCUGUGUAG